Neoarius graeffei (lesser salmon catfish) is the source of this 2010-nucleotide messenger RNA. RefSeq names its product dynein, axonemal, intermediate chain 2b (gene dnai2b). Gene Ontology annotation, molecular function: dynein heavy chain binding; dynein light chain binding. NCBI's taxonomy places the organism in Eukaryota, Metazoa, Chordata, Actinopteri, Siluriformes, Ariidae. Gene Ontology annotation, cellular component: outer dynein arm. The transcript is spliced from 13 exons. Bases 90 to 1805 code for a protein of 571 amino acids. Gene Ontology annotation, biological process: cilium movement; outer dynein arm assembly. The record is from RefSeq and is a predicted model, not a curated record.
AACUCGCGAUCGUCUCAAUCUUUAAAAGGAGCAGCGAGUGAAAGAGAGAAGUUUAUUUAAUAUUAGUAAGUGUCGACUCAGGAUUCACAAUGGAAAUUGUGCAUGCAUACACUAAGAAACGCAGGGAGUUUGGUCGCCCGUGUAACUUCUCGGACCGGCCAGCUGAGCUGAAUGUGGACAUUCUGCCCGACCCCUCUCUUAUUGAUGACUUCAUAGCCCGAGAUCCGUGUGAUGUAGCCACACAGUGCACACCGGAAAUGUCUGAACAUGAGGUGAACACAGAGCGCUUUGAGUCUGAGUCACGUGGCAUAAACCAUGUGGAGGGGGGGUGGCCAAAAGAUGUCAAUCCUGAAGAAAUGGAACAGACCAUUCGCUACAGGAAGAAAGUGGAGAAGGAUGAGAAUUUUGUGAACGCCAUCAUGCAGCUUGGGAGUAGCAUGGAGCACUGUGUCAGACAGAACAAUGCCAUUAAUAUCUAUGAGGAGUACUUUGAUGAAGAGGAGAUACUGGAGGAGGUGAAGGAGCAGCCUUCAGCCAAAACCAUCAAUGUUUUCAGAGACCCGAACAAGGUGAAGCGCACUGCCACCAGUCUCUCAUGGCACCCUGAUGGCUCCUGCAAGCUGGCUGUGGCUUAUUCGUCUUUAGAGUUUCAGAAAUUAAGCAAAAACAUGUGCUACGACUCCUAUAUUUGGGACAUCGAAAAACAAAAUAAACCUGAACUGACCCUGAAACCUGCCUCUCCGCUCGUCUCUCUGGAGUAUAACCCCAAAGACUCUCAUAUCCUAGUUGGGGGAUGCUACAAUGGACAAAUUGUGUACUGGGACACACGGAAAGGCAGCCAGCCGGUUGAGAUGUCUGCCAUUGAGAACAGCCAUACAGACCCGGUGUACAAGGUCAUCUGGCUACAGUCAAAGACAGGCACAGACGUCUUCUCAGCUUCCACUGAUGGGCAGGUGCUGUGGUGGGACGUUCGGAAGAUGACUGAGCCCACAGAAACUCUGGUGCUGGACCCCAGCAAGAAGGGGAAUCUGGAAAACGCACUGGGUGCCAUCUCACUGGAGUUUGAACCCACCAUGCCCACUAAGUUCAUGGUUGGGACAGAACAGGGGUUGGUGGUUUCAUGCAACCGGAAAGCCAAAACUCCAGGAGAUAAGAUUGUAUGCACGUAUAGUGGACAUCACGGGCCGAUAUACGCUCUGCAGAGGAACCCUUUCUUUCCGAAGAACUUCCUGACCGUGGCUGACUGGACUGUCCGUAUCUGGUCUGAGGACAUUAGAGAAUCUUCCAUCAUGUGGACGAAAUAUCAAACAGCCUACCUGUCAGAUGGAUGUUGGAGUCCUGUUAGACCUUUAGUCUUCUUUACGGUCAAAAUGGAUGGCACUUUAGACAUAUGGGACUUCCUGUUCAAGCAGAAUGACCCAGUGCUCACUCUUAAAGUGAGCGACGAGGCUCUGUGCAGCAUGCGUGUGCAGGAUAAUGGCCGUUUUCUGGCUUGUGGCUCACAGCUUGGCACUGCCACUCUGCUCGAGUUGUCAUCAGGCCUGUGCACAAUGGAGAAAAAUGACAGAGUAGUGGCAACAGCGAUGUUUGAACGUGAGACGAAGCGGGAGAAGAUUCUGGAGGCCCGACAAAGAGAGCUGCGGCUGAAAGAGCGAAGUCGCUCAGAGCAGAGCAAGGAUGAAGAAACCAAAGAGGAGGGAGAGGAGAGCGCUGAGGACCUGUUGACCCAGACAGAGAGAGAGUUCUAUGAGAUGGUGGAAGCAGAAAUGAAGAAAAUGGGGCUCGAGAAGAAAAUACAGACAUAGAAAAACAAGGAGAACAGUGAAGAGGGACGGUGAGAAGAGGCACCACAACUUAGCUUUGUUUCCUCCGAAACACAAUCAUGGAAAUGGAGAAACACUGCGUCACCAACAGCACUCACACACCUUAUCCCUUCCUUCAGUCAAUUUUGUUAGUCUUCACACACUCUUUUAUUUAUGUUUUUCCAAGUAAAGGAUGAUUUAAAGAAAA